CAAACCUUACUUCUUUGUAACAGCUAGUAGUUUUACCAUCUUCAACGUCAAACCUAACAUAACAUCAUCAUCAAAACAUUAAACAAAACCCCCAAAUUUCUUCUAUUCUCUCAAUCAUUCCCAUUUCUAUUCUCACCCCCAAAACCCAAACCCAAGAACAAGAAAAUUUUAUCUAAGAUUCAAGAUUCACAUUCACAAUUCCAGACCCUCAUUCUUCUCCAAGAGUGUUACAACUUCCACACUGGAGAAUAAUAACCCUAAUAUCAAACUCAAUGUUCUCAAACCCAUAUCUUCUAACUUUCUCUCUCCUUCUUUCUCUUCCAAUUCUCUUCUUUCUCGCUCCUGCUAUUCUCCCACCUCAUCCUUCUCCCAUUCCAAUCUCCCCAACCGAUGAACUCGAUGACAUCAACCUCUUCAACACCGCUAUUUCACAUUCUACACCCCCUUCUUCCUCUUCACACCCCUCCAAAUUCUUUCAUCUCUCUUCCAAAAACCCUACCUUCAAAAUCGCUUUCCUUUUCCUCACAAACACCGAUCUCCAUUUCACCCCUCUCUGGAAUCUCUUCUUCCAAACAACCCCAUCUAAAUUAUUCAAUGUUUAUGUUCAUUCCGACCCGCGCGUGAACCUCACGCUCCUCCGUUCAAGCAACAAUUACAACCCCAUCUUCAAAUUUAUAUCUUCGAAGAAAACCUACCGUGCUUCACCCACUUUAAUCUCCGCCACGCGCCGUUUACUUGCUUCGGCGAUCCUCGACGAUGCUUCCAAUGCUUAUUUCAUCGUUCUUUCCCAAUAUUGCAUCCCUCUUCAUUCAUUUGAUUAUAUCUAUAAAUCACUUUUUCUUUCACCGACGUUUGAUUUAACCGAUUCGGAAUCAACCCAAUUUGGUGUUCGGUUGAAAUAUAAAAGCUUUAUUGAAAUUAUCAACAAUGGACCUAGGUUAUGGAAGCGUUACACAGCGCGUGGUCGUUACGCGAUGAUGCCGGAAGUUCCGUUUGAGAAAUUUCGUGUUGGGUCGCAGUUUUUUACUUUGACAAGAAAACAUGCUUUGGUUGUUGUUAAGGAUAGGACAUUGUGGAGGAAGUUUAAGGUUCCUUGUUACCGUGAUGAUGAGUGUUAUCCUGAAGAACAUUAUUUUCCUACGUUGUUGUCUAUGGAGGAUUCUGACGGUGUUACUGGCUAUACACUUACCAAUGUGAAUUGGACUGGGACUGUUAACGGGCAUCCUCAUACGUAUCAGCCGGAGGAAGUGUCACCGGAGCUUAUUCUCCGGUUGAGAAAGUCGACUAAUUCGGAGAGUUUUUUGUUUGCCAGGAAAUUUGUUCCUGAUUGCUUGGAACCAUUGAUGGGUAUUGCCAAAUCUGUUAUUUUCAAAGAUUGAAAAUUUGGGGAGAAAUUUCAAGAUCUUGAUAUGAUGAAAAAUUUCAGUGAAUGUGAAGAUAUUUAUGGCUGAGAUGAUAUUGCUUGAUGAUGUUGUGGCUAUAGCUUGAUGGUGGUAUAUAGUUUGAAGAAGCAAUGUACGGCUCACAACCUAUAUACCGGAAACUCUCUGAUGGACCGACUCCAUAUUUCAUUAAUGAUGAAUCAAAUUCAAGAAAACAGAGAGAUAGGUAGAUGAUGAGUAAAAAAAGAGAGGCAGGUGCUCUUCUAUAUUCAGUUGGUGCAAGUUGGUUAAGUAAAUUGCCAUAGAAGAUUGUUUAGGUAAUUUUGUCUUAUCUGAUUUUUGUACAUAUGAAGCGUGUAAACAUACUAGUAAGAAGUUCCAAAAGUGUACUUCUUUUGGUCAAAAAACAUGAAGUGUUGCCUGAACAUGAGGUAACAUUGAUGAUGUAAAAAUAUUCCGUUCAAAUUUGGCCAAUUGCUUGUGAAUUCUGCAAUUGAUCCUUUUUGCAACUGUUCUAUUUUCCCUUU
Molecule: messenger RNA, 1909 nt
Organism: Medicago truncatula (barrel medic)
Lineage: Eukaryota; Viridiplantae; Streptophyta; Magnoliopsida; Fabales; Fabaceae
Product: glycosyltransferase BC10
Exons: 2
Coding region: 273-1379 (368 amino acids)
Cellular component (GO): membrane
Molecular function (GO): glycosyltransferase activity
Source: RefSeq, a predicted model, not a curated record